Messenger RNA from Pipistrellus nathusii (Nathusius's pipistrelle), 671 nucleotides. The record is from the annotation of a GenBank genome assembly. NCBI's taxonomy places the organism in Eukaryota, Metazoa, Chordata, Mammalia, Chiroptera, Vespertilionidae.
AUGAGCUGGACAUUCCUCAGAGACCUCCUAAGUGGAGUAAAUAAAUACUCAACUGGGAUUGGGAAGAUUUGGCUGACGGUUGUGUUCGUCUUCCGUUUGCUGGUCUACAUGGUGGCAGCAGAGCAUGUGUGGAAAGAUGAGCAGAAAGAGUUUGAGUGCAACAUUAGACAGCCUGGGUGUGAAAACGUGUGCUUUGACUACUUCUUCCCCAUCUCCCAGGUCAGACUUUGGGCCUUACAACUGAUCAUGGUCUCCACGCCGUCCCUUCUGGUGGUUCUACAUGUAGCCUAUCGUGAGGGUAGAGAGAAAAGGCACAGAAAGAAACUGUAUGUUAGCCUAGGUACGAUGGAUGGGGGCCUGUGGUACACUUACCUUACCAGUCUCCUUGUUAAAAUUGGUUUUGAAAUUGGCUUCUUGGUUUUAUUUUACAAGCUGUAUGACGGCUUUAGUGUUCCUUACCUUAUGAAGUGUGAUCUGAAGCCUUGUCCCAACACUGUGGACUGCUUCAUGUCCAAACCCACCGAGAAAACCGUCUUCAUCCUCUUCAUGGUGGUUACCUCGUGCCUGUGUAUUGUGUUGAAUUUCACUGAACUGAGCUUUUUGGUUCUCAAGUGCCUUCUUAAGUGCUAUCUCCAAAAAUACUCUAUAAGACCCAAGUCCUUAGUGUGUGA